Messenger RNA from Geosmithia morbida, 3543 nucleotides. RefSeq lists its product as uncharacterized. Gene Ontology annotation, biological process: regulation of mitotic cytokinesis. The record is from RefSeq and is a predicted model, not a curated record. NCBI's taxonomy places the organism in Eukaryota, Fungi, Ascomycota, Sordariomycetes, Hypocreales, Bionectriaceae. Gene Ontology annotation, molecular function: GTPase activator activity. Bases 1 to 3543 code for a protein of 1180 amino acids. The transcript has 2 exons.
AUGCAGACCGUCCCGAGUCUGGUCGGGUCCGGUACUGCCAUUGCUACUGCCACCACCGGUCUAGUCAUUGGCGAGGCAGCUGAUUCACCCGACUUCUUCUUCGCCCUCGACCCUCCUUCUUCGCAUCCGCCCUCCACCUCGGCUGCAGUCGCUGUGCCUUGCCUCGACCAUCGCAGUGCUUAUUCCUACCAGACUCUCCACCACCCGCCUUCGAGACCGAGCACAAGUCUGGCCACCCUUACCGACAACGAGCAGAACUUGCAGAACCACCAUCGUACACUCCCCCCUACCCCUCCAGUGUCCCGACCACCCCUGUCGCGCUACCAGAGGCCCAAGACGUCCCAGUUCACCACCCCUCGCCUUUCCACUAGGCGACAGUCUCUCUCCAAGUACGACGAACCUGCCGUCGGUCCCGCCGCGGCCGACGCCGUCCGCUCCUCCUUCUCCUCUACCGGUUCCUCUUGGGUCAGGAGGCUCUCUCUUCGCCCUUCGUCGCAGCACGGCAGCCCCCGAUCCAGUGUCGGCCCUGACUCCAUCGCCUUCUCCCACGGGUCUGCAGCACCCGUCCUCUCCCGUCGCCGCUCUCUCGUGCCUCCUCCGACCCCCAACAAGCUCGUCAAGCGCUCCCCCCCCACACCUGGCUACCUCCACCAUCACACCCCGACAACUGCCCGCCCGGGUACCAAGUCCAGGACUCACCUUCCAUCGCUGCGACGGCCAGCCACGAGCCACCAGAGGACCGCCACCCUCCAGAGACUCCAGGAACCCCUGUACAGCCCGAUAUCCCCGCUGUCUCCCACGUCUCCCGCCAUCCCCGCGACGCCCGCCGACCCCGACGACAGGGACUCUGCUGCUGCUGCUGCUGCUGCUGUCCCAGCUGCCCAUGGUCUUCUCCCUUCGGCUCUGGAGAAGGAUAGCCGGUCUCGGGUGAGGUCUGAGUGGACGUCAUUCUUCCACUCCAGAAUCGCUGGCGGUCAAAGCGCAAACCGGAUCGUCGACCUCGACUCGCAGAGCCAGACACGCGACCCCACGCCGAAGCGCCUCCGCCUCUUCGCGAGGCAUCCUCAGCAGAGGCCAUAUCUGGUCAAGCCGUGCAUGGUGUCCUUGGCGCCCCAAGACAGCGCCUCCGCCUCCAAUAUGAGGCAGACGUCCCAAGGAGCUGAGCCGAUACCUCCCCUGUCGUCGUCUGCCGGUAAACCCCACCAGGGUCAUCGUGCUCGUCGGUCACUCUCCAUGAGCUUGUCGUCAGCGACCGACUGGAUGGCUAGGACCUCGGGCAGCCUGCGCCGCUCGAAGCGCCGCGACUCGCACCCGACAACCCCCGGACCCACCUCCCGCCACGUCGUCUCCGACCCCCUCACCCCUAUAGCCUUCCAGCGAGACCCAGUGGGUCUCGCUGCCCCGAGGGCCGUCACCUCGCCUGAUGACUUUGCUGUUGCGCCGGUACCCAUACCCGAUGAUGGCCCCUCAUCAGCCCCCCGCCGGCAGCCCCGGAGGAAAAAAUCGUCAUCGCCCCUUCGACCGCUCUACAGUCCCUCAAACGACUACGACGAUGAACUGGUACGGCCAAAGUCGUCUGCCGGUGCCGCCGGCCUGCCCCUGCGCCAGAACCAACCCUCGGGAAGCUCGACGAGUUCUGCCGCUCUGUCGCAUCUGAGGACCCAUCGCCGCGAAAGGUCGUCUACCCUGGAUGGCUCCGAGAGCGAACUACGUUACUUCACCUCUGGCGACGAGGACACGGACUUCAAGAGUGAUACGCUGUUUGACUCACUCCGUACCGGUACUUCGGGCCGUGUACGCACCGUGGAGACGCCCCUGGACUCCAUGUACGACGAGUCACCCCCGAGCACAGCCGGCCGUGGCCGAGACAAGCGCCUCUCCAUCCAGGAUAUGCUUGGAAAGGACUGGAACCAGGAUGAUAGGAUCCUCGAGGAGGAUGACGAGAGCGCCCAGACGCCCAGACGCACCGCUGCGCUGGGUGGCGCCACCCUGUCGAUCCCGGCUGCAGAGCCUGGUCUCGGCACCGACUCGGGCAGCCGCUCGACCAAGGGCCCCCCCCGGUUCUCCAUGGACGAUGACUUCGAAGACGACUGGGGGCAGGACCAUGACGACCUUCCCAACGCCCUCUCGCCGCCCUCCAAGACCAGCAUGGUCAACCUGAGGGGCGUCAACCCCAACGUCCGCCUCUCCAUGGCCACCAGUAUCUCUAGCUUCGCGGACUCGACUCACGACCAACGCAGCGAACGUCCGCUGAGCAGUCUGUUUGACUGGAGCGAAACUCCGGCCCACGACAAGCAAGAGCACAGCGGCAGGUCCCGCCCCAAGACUGCCUACGCCAAGCAGGAGACGGACGCGAGAGGCGGCCGCUCCGUCAACCGUAAGGGCCCGGCACCCGCACACGUGCGCAGCCAGAGCGUUCCCAUCGUCAACGACGGCCCAGAGGAGUCCAAGCCGGCCGGUUCCAAGUACGGCACGUGGGGUAUAGGCGCCAAGACCAUCAGCGAGGACUGGGACGACGACUUUGAGUUUGGCGGCGGCGACGUCGACGACGACAACAAGGACGAUGACCGCCUCUUUGCCGUGCCCGAGUCCAUCCAGGCCUCGCAGCCCAGCGUCCGCGCCCACUCCGGCCAGAUCCGCGAGCUGUCGCUGCUCGUCAACGACCUGCGACGCCUGUGCCGCCACGGCCGGGACCUCGACCUGCUCCACGGACCCCAGGCGACCCUGUGGAAGGAGGCGGAGGGCAUCAUCGCGCUCGCAUCGCCCGAUGACGACUCCCUCGAGAGCGAUCGCGAGACGACGUCAUCGAUCGACCUCGAUGCCUUUGACGCCCACGACCGACUACCCGACGAUGACUUCGACUCGGCCUCGAUCGACAAGCUGGAUGCUGCCCUCGACGGCCGGGAACCGGCCAUGUCCAAGACGGCUGUGGUGCGGGACCGUCCGUCGCCGCGCCGCCGGUCCGUCUUCUCUCCCGACGACGACAUCUUUGGCGGUGGCAGCCUCCCCGCCUCGGAAUCGGGCAACGGCAGCGGCAACGGCAACGGCAACGGCAACGGCAAAUACGGGAGAAGCAGCAGCCGACCGAGCCGACCGCGGACACCGGAGUCAAGACUGAGCAAGCCGCCGCCCGACGUCAACGGCGUGGUCCGGUCCGUGGUAGAGGUGAUGCAGCAGCGGACCAUGACGGAGGCGCUGCUCGAUGGCCACAGCAACAUCGGCACGCACCACCACCAGCACAGCAACAAGAAGAUGCACUUCGACACCAGCAGCCUCCGCCUGCUGGUCAAGAGGGCAGCCGACCUGCGCGACCUGCUCUCCGAGGCUGUCAGACGGGCCGACCAGAUCACCCAGAGCCCGAUGAGGACCCCCCGACGCGAGAGGCACCCCGACUCCAGCCCGGCCUUUACCAAGGUGUUUGACGACCCGGGAUCGAGUCCGCCCCGGCAGAGGGUCAGGAGCCGUGGGAAUACCACCAUGGUGGAGGGGUCGCCGGAGAAUUCUCCUUCUUCAGGGAUGGGCAGGAGGAUGAUGAUGGUCUGA